Messenger RNA from Blepharisma stoltei, 228 nucleotides. The record is from the annotation of a GenBank genome assembly. NCBI's taxonomy places the organism in Eukaryota, Ciliophora, Heterotrichea, Heterotrichida, Blepharismidae.
AUGGGAAAUGAAUGCUGCUCAAAAAGGGCAAGGAUGGAUGAUCUUGAGCCAAAUGAAAAAUGCUUGACAGAUUAUGAUAUCAAUAUAAUAAGCCAAACAAGCAGCAGGACAAAAGAGCUUGAUAUCAUGCUUGGUAUAGAAAACGGUUUAUUAUGUAAAAAUUCAAAUUUUGAUCGAGGAGAGAAAAAUCAAAAUACGCAGUGAAAGAUAAAAAAUGCUUUUAAAUAG